This is a messenger RNA of Morone saxatilis (striped sea-bass), 2228 nucleotides long. It is a transcript of the gene gnb5a, whose product is annotated as guanine nucleotide binding protein (G protein), beta 5a. Gene Ontology annotation, biological process: G protein-coupled receptor signaling pathway; G protein-coupled dopamine receptor signaling pathway. Gene Ontology annotation, molecular function: signaling receptor complex adaptor activity; protein binding. The transcript has 11 exons. Bases 95 to 1180 code for a protein of 361 amino acids. The record is from RefSeq and is a predicted model, not a curated record. Gene Ontology annotation, cellular component: cytoplasm; heterotrimeric G-protein complex. NCBI's taxonomy places the organism in Eukaryota, Metazoa, Chordata, Actinopteri, Moronidae.
CUCCCUCUGACGUCAUGACAGCAGCAUCAGCUGUUAGCUCUGCUUUAAGCCUUUUCGCUGCCGAUCGCUGACUGCACUGAGGAAAUAUAGGCCUAUGAGAUCCCCUCUUAUCCCUGAAAUGGCGACACAGGAGGUACAGCUGACCGAGACUCUGGCCCAUCUCAAAACGGAGUCGGAGACGCUGAAGACGAAGCUGGAGGAGGAGAGAGCGAAGCUGCACGAUGUCGAGCUACAUCAGGUGGCAGAAAAGGUGGAGGGGCUGGGUCAGUUUGUAAUGAAGACCCGGAGAACUCUGAAGGGACACGGCAACAAAGUUCUGUGUAUGGACUGGUGUAAGGACAAGAGGAGGAUCGUCAGCUCCUCACAGGAUGGAAAAGUGAUUGUAUGGGACGCUUUCACUACCAACAAGGAGCAUGCUGUGACAAUGCCGUGCACCUGGGUGAUGGCCUGCGCCUACGCCCCCUCCGGCUGUGCUGUAGCUUGUGGAGGCCUGGACAAUAAAUGCUCAGUGUAUCCUCUGUCUCUGGACAAGAAUGAGAACUUGGCUGCAAAGAAGAAGUCAGUGGCCAUGCACACAAACUACCUGUCUGCCUGUAGCUUCACCAACUCAGAUAUGCAGAUCCUGACGUCCAGCGGGGAUGGGACGUGUGCAUUAUGGGAUGUUGAGAGUGGGCAGCUGUUGCAGAGUUUCCAUGGACAUGCAGCAGACGUGCUCUGUCUGGACCUGGCCCCCUCCGAGACUGGAAACACGUUUGUUUCAGGGGGCUGUGAUAAGAAGGCCAAUGUGUGGGACAUGCGUUCAGGACAGUGUAUUCAGUCCUUUGAAACUCAUGAAUCAGACAUAAACAGUGUCCGAUACUAUCCCAGCGGAGAUGCAUUUGCAUCUGGAUCAGACGAUGCUACAUGCCGCCUGUACGACUUAAGGGCAGACAGAGAAGUGGCCAUUUAUUCCAAAGACAGCAUCAUAUUUGGGGUCUCCAGUGUUGAUUUCUCUCUCAGCGGACGGCUACUGUUCGGCGGCUACAACGACUACACCAUAAAUGUUUGGGAUGUUCUCAAAGGAACGCGGGUCUCUAUCCUGUUUGGACAUGAGAACCGUGUCAGUACGCUGCGAGUUUCCCCUGAUGGGACGGCUUUCAGCACAGGCUCCUGGGACCACACUCUCCGGAUCUGGGCUUAAGGAUGACACCACAGAGGAUUUAAUGGUAGACAGACUUACUGUUUGCUAGAGUACAAUCACAGACAUAGACACUCAGUUUUGGUUGUACAUAGGGCAUAUCAAUAGCAUUGUAUAUACUCCAGUUUCAUGGCCAGGGUAGAUUUACAUAUUCCAGACAACAAUUAAACCAAAUGGCACGCUUGUAUUACAUUAGGAUUGAGAGUAAAUUUCACAGAAGUACGUAUGGUUACAACUUAAGAUGUAAAAUGUAUAUUGCAGAAAACAACAUUAGUGAGCAUUCGUCUAGGAUAGAAGUGACACAAUAAAGUGAUGUAUUGUAUGUGCCCACAUAAAGGACAAUACUCGUUUGUUUAUUUGUUUUUGCACAUAAAAUAAUGGAGGAAUGCAGUCCGUGGAAGAAAAUGGGAUAUAAGGGAACAAAAUACAUCUCUAGGAGAAGCAGAAGGGUUUAUAUGAAGGUUAGACUCAGACUAGACUGAGAAAAGAGAGAUGGGAGUCAGGGGAUUUGUGGCAUCUCUAUAAAUGUUAGGGAUAGUGAAGAUGAUUAGAUUGGCUUGUAGAAAUGAAUCAAUAUUCGUUAGUCUGAAGCGAAUAAAAAAUAAUAUUGGAUACGAAGGAGCAUUGGAAUAAAAUAUUAUGAAAGAAGUACAAAAUUGUAGUUUUAUUAAAGUUUGUGUGCCCAACAAACCGUCUACAUUCUUCACAGUAACUCACCUGCCAAUAUUAUUCUAAUGUAAAGAAAGCACAUUUACAGAUAAAUAUAAAAUACAUGAUGUUGAUCUUUCAUCCCUAUGGUUUUUAAAUCAUGGUUUACUUCUGUUUGUUUCCAGCCGUGGAGGCCACUUACUGCUCCACGUGCUCACUGAGUUACUGCAGACACCCUGAACCUGUGGUACCCCGCUAGAUAUCUACAUAUAAAAAUGGUAAAAUCAUUAGAAUGUCCUCCUUUUCAUGCAGUUGUCCAAUAAUUAAGUAAUUUCAUAUUUACUGUAAUUAUUUUAUUGUAGUUUAGUGUACAGUUAUACAAGGGACUGUUUAUCAAAGUAUU